This is a messenger RNA of Vespa velutina, 948 nucleotides long. RefSeq names its product neuropeptide-like 3. Bases 375 to 647 code for a protein of 90 amino acids. The transcript has 3 exons. NCBI's taxonomy places the organism in Eukaryota, Metazoa, Arthropoda, Insecta, Hymenoptera, Vespidae. The record is from RefSeq and is a predicted model, not a curated record.
AAGAUCACGGCCCAAUGAUCUUUUUACUCGAUUACUCUUUACUCUAAUACUCAAAAGCAUACUUUUAUUCGAUUCUACGUAGGAUCUAAAGGAACGAUAAUCACCGACGGCAAAAAGGAAGUAAAAGGAUGAAAAAGUAAUCGUGCAUAUCCCUGUUUAGAAAACUAUUCACACGCAACAGUGGUAUCUGGUACCAGAAAGGAAUGCGCCGUGUGCGUAGGGACGCUUCUCAUAGGUACUGGACGAGUCUACUUUUUUCAUUGGCCCUCGCGGAACCCCUAUAAGUACGAGAGGGCUUGAGCGUUCUCGCACAGAAAUACAGAAGAAUCAUCGAACGCACUCCUACGGGUUCAUCCUCUUCAAAAUCCGCCAACAUGUUCAAACACUUAAUUCUGAUUGCGCUAAUUGGCUUGGCCUGGUCCGCCCCAGCACCUGCACCCAAACCAGCACCAGCACCAGCACCGAAACCUCUUUCGCUGAUAACGGACAUCAAAACACCAGCGUCCACCGCUAAAUUGACACCUCUUGUCGCACCGAUCGCUACGCCUCUAAUUUCAUCGAUUUCUCGCGUAGCACUUUUACCCCAAAAAUCAUUUGAAAUUGGCAAGGCGACUAUCUACUGUCCGAUCGAAUUUCAGGCAGGAUGAUGUCAAGGUUAACGAAGAGGAUCACCGAAAAGAAAGCGUACGCCGUUCGUCUGUAACAUCCAUGGAUUGUUUUUCUUUCUAAGUAGUAGAUACGCACGUGUAUAAUGUUUCCUGAGAAGACCUGAACUGCACGGAUAUACACCGACGAACUUUAAUGAUUUCUCGGUUCCGCUCUUCUACCUGCGAUCAAAAAUGAAACGUAUAAACGAAACGAACGAUACGAAAUUUCACUAGACUUCCAUUCAUAAGACCUUGAAUCUUUGAAAUCGAUCUCGUGCAAAAUGCGAUUUUAUUACAUUGU